AUACCUUAACCUAUAAAUAUGAGCUCCCAGCGCUCAGUUAUCUAACAGUUUUUCUUUUACUCCACUGGUGUUUAGAUCGCUAGUGAAGUAGUCAUCCACUACUAGUGAAAGUCAUCUUUUAAUUUUUUACUCUCCAUUAAUCUCUUUAAUAAAUCAAGUGAUAAGAGAAAGAAAGAGAGAGUGAAAAAAGGACUUUUGAUUAUUAAAACCCGAAAACAUUAUAACCAACAAAAAAAUUUGAACCGAAAAGAAAAUUCUGUAUUGUUUUUUAAUUUGUAUUUAAUUUUAUUGUCAACGUUUGGUGGAUCAAGAGUUGAUAGUUUAUAGUUAUUGUUUAAAGAAAAACUUUUAAUAUUCAAUAAAGCAGUCAACAGUGUGUUGAUAAGUGACUGCUUUUAUAAUAAAGAUAAUCCAUACCCGCGACCAACCCAUCGACCAAACAUAAUGUCUUCAUCAUCAGGUCAGCCGCGGCCCAACCGUUUGGCCGCCACUUUGGUGGACGAGGACAUAGUGAUCAGUGGUAUGGCCGGCCGAUUCCCAGAAUCCGACUCCACCGAUGAGUUUGCAAGUAAUCUAUAUAAUGGUGUCGAUAUGAUUACCGCCGAUAAUAGGAGAUGGCCUACAGAUUUAUUUUGUAUGAAUCCACGUAUGGGUAAACUCAAAGAUAUUGACAAAUUUGAUGGUCUUUUCUUCGGUAUUAUGAACACAAUGGCCGACGUGAUUGACCCGCAGUCACGUAUUGUGUUGGAGACCACUUACGAGUCCAUCAUUGACGCUGGUAUAAACCCGCAAUCGUUGCGCGGAUCAGAUACCGGUGUUUACAUUGGCUUUUCGUCGUUCGGAAUGCCCGACGGUCUGCCCGAAGACGUACAGCCGGACUCACAGACUCAUAUGACAGACACACUGCUAUGGCUUCCCGGCUCUCAAAAGUGUUUGUACGCCAAUCGCAUAUCAUUUGUGUUUGACUUUAAGGGUCCGUCGAUGAUCAUCGAUACGGCCUGUUCAUCGAGUUUAGUGGCAUUCAAUACGGCUAUGAAUGAUCUAAGACUUGGCAAAUGCCGACAGGCCAUAGUUGGCGGCACUCAAGUAUGUUUGCAGCCGUUCUCCAAUCAAAUUUUCCAGUCGACCCGUUUGAAUGCCAUCGACGGUAUACCCAAAGUAUGGGAUGAGUCGGCCGACGGGUUUGUCAGAGGAGAGACCAUUAGUUGUUUUUUAUUGCAACGACGGUCCGAUGCGAAACGAGUUUACGCCACUGUAUUGAACAGUGGYGUUAAUAUUGACGGCAAUAAACGGAUGGGUAUGUUCUUUCCGUCUGCCGAAAGUCAGGAGGAGCUCAUGAUCCAGGUUUACAAAGAGGCUAAUGUCGAUCCCAGAGAUGUCAACUAUUUUGAAGCUCACGCCACCGGCACUAAGGUCGGUGAUCCUCAAGAAGCUAAAGCUAUUUACAAUGCCUACUGCGGUAAACCCAAACGUCAGGGAACUCUGCCUAUUGGCCUAUUAAAGAGUAACAUCGGUCACGCCGAGGGCGCCUCUGGUGUCUCUUCGGUAACCAAAGUGUUGUUGGCCUAUGAAAAUGAAAUGAUUCCCAGAAAUCUUCAUUUAAAUAAUAUUAAGGGCAAUAUCAAAGAGUUUUGUCCACCUCUUUCACCUAUUGUUGAAAAUACCAAAUAUGCACCCGGCAUCGCUGGUGUUAACAACUUUGGUGUUGGCGGWGUAAACGCACACGUAUUACUUGAACCCAACUAUAAAGUGUCGGAUAAGGAUAGUCUGAAAAUUGCGGACACUAUUCCUAGAAUUGUUAAUAUCUGCUGCAGAACUGAACCGGCAUUAAAUGAUUUCUUCAAAUGGAUUGAAGACAAUCCACAGAAAGUCACUCAAGAUUUUUUGGCACUGAUAGCGGAAACAAUGAGAAUUGAGCCCUCUUUGAAUUCAAGCGGAAUGCCUUACAGAGGCUCAAUUAUCAUAAAACAAACAAAUGAUAACCAAUAUGAGUACAAAAAGUCUUCAGCAAUGUAUACAUUGAAGAAUAAGCGACCAAUUUAUUUCCUAUUCCCCGGACUGGGAGGACAAUGGGUAGGAAUGGCUAAGGCAUUGAUGCCAAUCAAGAUAUUUGCCGAUCGUAUUGAUGAAUGCCAUGAAAUACUAAAACCCCAUAACAUUGACUUAAAACAUCUUUUAUUAUCUGACGACAAGAAUUCCAUGUCUUCAAUGACUAACAAAUUCUGUGCCACAACUGCUAUAGAGAUAGCGUUAUGUGAUGUGAUUCACUCGUUGGGUAUAAYACCCGACGGAAUAAUUGGUCACUCAUUCGGUGAAAUAGCCGCUGCCUAUGCUGACGGAGCACUCACUGCUAAAGAGGCACUUUUGGUGACAUAUUAUAGAGGAGUUGUUACAGAAAGUGACAAAAAAAUACCAAAAGGAUUGAUGGCUGUGAUGGGCGUCUCGUGGAAUGAGGCGAAGAAAUUGUGUCCAAAGGGUACAAAUCCUGUCUGUAAUAAUGGCAAAGACACAGUUGUCGUGUCAGGUUUAUACAAUGAGACUAAACAAAUGGUUGAAGAAUUGAAUAAGAAGGGAGUGUUUGUUCGUGAACUGCAAAGUCAUGACAUCCCAUAUCAUAGCGAAUAUCUCAUUACAUCGGCCAAGAAGUUGACAGAAGAACUAAAGAAAGUGGUUCCCAAUCCUAAACCUCGAUCCAAGAAAUGGAUUUCGACAGCACUGUUGGAGACCGAUGUGGAUGACCAGCUCAAGUCAGCGUCAGCCGAGUAUUUCGUGCAUAACCUCAUUAGUCCCGUAUAUUUCUAUAACAAAUUCAAAUACUUGCCGAGCGAUUCAAUUAUUCUGGAGAUCGGACCGCACGGUCUGUUCAGUAAAGUAGUCAAAGAGACACUCGAGUCCGGCACUUAUGUGUCGAUGAUUAAGAAGGACUCUAACGAUACUAAUCUGGAAAUGUUGUUGAGCUCUGUGGCCAAACUGUAUGAAAUCGGUUUGAAUCCGCUAAUCGAAAACCUGUAUCCGAAGGUAGAGUGGCCAGUUUCCCGAAGUACCCAAUCGGUUAGUUCGCUAAUGAAAUGGGAUCACGAGACCACCAACACUGUCCGCAAAUUUCCCGAUAACUUUUUCCGCGCCUACGCGUCCGAUAUGAACGAAACGUAUAAUCCAAGUCAAAGUAUGAAAGCCUUUAUGCCGGAGCAUUGCGUCGACGGUAAUGUCUUAUAUCCGGCCACUGGUUAUCUAAUGCUUGCGUGGCGUCGUAUGGCCGCACAGUACGGCAAACUGUGGAAUCAAUUGCCGGUUAUUUUUGAAGACGUUCAGUUCCGGCGACCAAUUUUCUUGUCGGACACUGAUAUCACCAGAAUUAAAGUCAAAUAUCAUGACGUUUCGGGUGAGUUUGCUAUACUUGAGAGCGGAAACGUCACGUGUGUGGGCAAAGUCCGCACGACUGACGAAUACGCGCUGUCGUUGCAAAAUGUGAUGAUUGAAGCCGAAGAACUCCGAUCGAAGGACUUCGAGGUCAAUCUUACCUCUGCUGAUCUCUACAAGGAUUUGAAAAUCCUUGGCUACGAUUACGGACCGAAAUUCCGGAAGAUUCACACCAUGAAGACCAACAACUUUGAGCAUUUGUAUGGAGAGAUCCAUUGGGACGGCAAUUGGAUUACAUUUAUGGAUUCGCUGCUUCAAACAAUGGCCGCUUCGAUGUCGUUCAGAAAGUUGAUGGUACCGGUGAUGAUCAAGUCGUUGCGGUGCGACCCCAAAGCCCUUUAUGAGGGUAUCGCCGCCAACAAGAGAGCCGAAUAUAAAGGCGAACAGAUCUAUGACGAACAUAUGAAUGACGAUAAGAUCGACCAAAUCAUGUCAGUCGAUGGCAAGAAUGUUGAAGUCGAGGAAGAAGUAGAAGGCAUUUUGUCCACCAAUAGUGUCGACUAUAUUGAAGAACUUUUUGGCAAAGAGUUUCACGUUUAUCCAUCAAUUUUGCCAUACUUUGUUAAUAUGAACUCUCGUAUGAUUGUCACAUAUGGUGUGGAAAUCGAAGAUCUCAUGGCUUUUCCAAUACCCAGAAAGUCAAACGUUCAGGACUUGAAACUCGAGUCCUAUCAGUUUGUGCCCAAUGAAGACAGCAUUGCCAUCGAAGAGGCCAAUAGACAAUCUGUUAAAGAGUACAUAAAGGUGUGUUCAUCCAUGGCUAACAAAAUUACCGAAAUGGUUGAAUCAAAUGACAAUAAAGUGAACCACAAUAUCACCGAUGAUUUGGUGAACAAAUACCUGUCCGAACCAAAAGACAAUCACGUGUUGCUUAAAAUGCUAAACGACUUAUAUAAGGGAAGUUUGGAUGAGAACCGCAAUUUCGAUACCAAUGAAGUGUUGAGCGAAAUGCAGACCAAACCGGAGUACGAUUUAUCAAAGGAUAUAAUCAAUGAAGUGACCAAAAAUGAACACAUGAUUCGCGCCUUUGUCGACAUUGUCAGCGAAAGUAUUAUACCGAAGAAGGAGAUCAAAGUCGUUGAAAUCAAUUUGACAAACGGUUUGUUGGCUGAAGAAGUAGACAACCAGUUGGCCACAUCACACAUCUAUCCCAUUGAUGUUAACUAUACUAUUGCCGUGAAGUCGGUCGACUCGGUUGAUGAGUCAUUUAAGAAGCAGUCGUUUAAACUGAUUGAAUGGAACCACAAGAAGAAUGUCUUUCCAACAGAUAUUACUUCAACUAAUUUUGUGGUUAUGAGAGACUCGUUUGAUAUGUGGGAAGUGGACACAGAAAAUCAAUUGCAAGACAUGUACGAUGUCUUAUCUGACAAAGGAUUUCUCUUAAGUGUCUUUAGAUAUCAGUUAACUGAACCAGAGUUAGCAUUGAAUCAGAUGAACGGAAAGAAGAACUUGAAAAAUAGCGAUUUAGAGAAACGUAUCGUUAAUUUUGUAAAAACCGCGCAAUCAGUUGGCUUUAAUAUGAUUAGCCGUAAAUCCGAUACCAUCGGAACAGUGGCCAUAUUGUUCAGAAAACUAUUUUCUGAGCCAAAACUACCGAAAAAAGAUAAUAUUAUUGAAAUCAAUACAACAAACACUGAGAAAUGGUUUGAAAAAGUCAAAGAAAAGAUCGUCGAAAUGAAAGAAAACGACGAAAUAGAAGAAAAUCUGUGGCUCAUUGCCAACGACUCACAAAAGAACGGAAUCGUUGGUCUCGUUAAUUGCUUACGUCUGGAACCGGGAGGUGAGACAAUCCGAUGUGUCUUCGAUUACGACAAUUUGGCCAAAUCGGUCAACUUUAAGGAGAAGCCAUUCUCUGAUAUAUUGUCUAACGAUCUGCCAAUAAAUGUGUUGAAAAACGGAAAGAUCGGUACUUACAGACACUACACUCUGACUAAAGAUUAUGACAAAAAAGAGUCGACGGAAUACUUCCUCAAUGUUGGCCACAAUCGCGAUUUGGCUUCAUUGCAAUGGUAUGACCUCAAGAAUCUGGUGUCGGCUGAAGAAAGUUAUGACUUUAUCAAUUUGCCGGCAAAUAAGAUACCGUGCAAUAUAUACUGUGCCGGUAUGAACUUCAGAGAUGUCAUGUUUGCCACAGGCCGUAUCGCUUCGGGUCCUCAGAUGCUAUUCACCGAUUGUCUCAUCGGUUUCGAGUUUGCCGGACGUCGUAUUGAUACCGGAGAGCGGGUCUGUGGUUUCGAUAUGAGCAGAUGCUAUGCCACGUCUAUUGAUGUGAACUCAGAUUUAGUAUCACCCGUACCGGAUAACUGGUCGAUGGAAGAUGCCGUCACCAUACUGUCCACUUAUAGUACCGUAUGGUAUGGACUAAUUGAAAGGGCACAUAUGGUUAAAGGUGAAUCAAUUUUGAUACAUUCGGGCGCCGGUGGUGUGGGUCAGGCAGCCAUCAGUAUCUGCCAGUACUACGGCUGCGAUAUCUUUGUGACCGUCGGUACCGAAGAUAAGCGCAAAUUCUUGAUUGAAAAUUAUAAGAUACCUGAAGACAGGAUAUUUAGCUCAAGAAAUACUCAAUUCAAGUAUAGAAUUAAAGAGAUAACUAAAGGAAAGGGCGUCGAUAUGGUUCUCAACUCACUGUCCGGCGAUAAACUGGACGCCAGUUAUGAAUGUGUUGCCGAUUGCGGUCGCUUUGUUGAGAUCGGCAAAUAUGACCUACAAAUGAACAAACAGUUGGGAAUGUUUGCCUUCUUGAGAGACAUUUCGUUCAUUGGUGUGUCGGUCGACCAAAAACUUUAUCUUAAAAGAGGAUUCACUAAGAAGUUCUUUGAUUGGAUGCACGAAAACGCUACUAACGGUAUGAUACGUCCGAUCAAUAAGAAUGUCUUUGAGGCCGAAGAGAUUGAGAAGGCUUUCAGAUACAUGACUACCGGUAAACAUAUCGGAAAGAUUGUAAUUCGUAUGAGAGAUGAGGAAGAGGCCAAAGUGGCCAAAACGGGUUUCAAUCCGUCCAAGAAGUUAAUGGUCACCAGAAAGACUUAUUUCAACCCUAACAAGACAUAUAUCAUUACAGGAGGUUUGGGUGGGUUUGGUAUGGAGUUUAUCCACUGGAUGUUGUUUAUGGGCGCCCGUAGGUUUGUGCUCACAUCAAGAAAGGGCGUUAGAACUGAUUAUCAGAAAUUUGUUUUGGAUCGGUUGAAGGCAUUGGGAGGCAAAUUGAAACAAUUUGAUUCAAAAAUUGUAGUCUCAACUCAUGACACCAAUACUAGCGAAGGCACUAAACAGUUGUUAAGCGAAGCACAGAAAUUGGGACCAAUUGGUGGUGUUUUCCAUUUGGCUCUCGUACUCAACGACUGUCUCAUUGAAAACCAUACUUUUAAUAAAUUUCAAGAGACUAUUGAUUCUAAGACUAUGGCUUUUGAGAACUUGGAUCGCAUUACACGUGAAUUGAGUAUAGAUUUAGACUAUUUUGUUGUCUUCUCAUCCGUCGCUUGUGGUAAAGGAAAUGCCGGACAAUCCAACUAUGGAUACGCCAACUCUGUAUGUGAACGCAUAUGUGAGUCUCGACGUAGGGAUGGAUUGCACGGAUUGGCCAUUCAAUGGGGACCUAUCGGUGAUGUCGGAGUGUUGGCUGAGUCUGAUAUCAAUACAGCUUUAGCUGCUGUCGUUAAACAAAGAGUUACUUCUUGUUUAGAAAUUAUGGAUAAAUUACUUCAAACAGAUAACGCUGUGGUUUCUUGUAUUGUGAGAGCUAAACGAGAACUGAUGUCGGGAACCAAAGAGUCUAAACUUGUGAACCAAGUUUGGGUGGCACUGGGUAUCGAUCCCAAGAUUACACCCAAUCAUUUGACAUUAGGUGAGAUCGGUAUGGAGUCUAUGUUUGCGGUUGAACUGCAACAGGGAUUGGAGAGAGAAUAUGAUAUUAAAGUGACAUUAGUUGACAUCAAGAAUAUCACUAUCGGAAUGAUGAAAGACUUUGAAAACGGAAAGGUAGACGAAAUGAAGUCUUUUGCCGAUGAGAUCAAGAACUGUAGGGCUAAGCUCUGCAAAGUUAAGUUUGUCAUUCCCGCCGACUCUCACGUCAGACUAAACAGUGUAACCACUGGUAAACCCAUUUACUUUUUGCCACCACUGGAGGGCAUAUUUGCAUCGCUCGAAGGUUUGGCCGAUAAGAUUGAUAGACCAGUCAUUGGUCUUAAUUGGGUUAAAGAGAUGGAGAAAAUGGGUAAUCUUAAAGAGAUCAGUAGUUACUAUACUAAUCUGAUGAAAGUCUUGGAGCCUAAAGGAGAUUAUGAUAUUUUGGGCCACUUUUACGGUGCACUCAUUGCUGUAAAAAUGUUAAAGAAAGCACCGAUAGGUAAAUGUGUUAUCAUUGAUAUGCUUUCGGAAAUCAAAUUGGAUGAAGACAUGCUUACCAAUGACUACUUAAUUGAAUUGAUGUUGAAGUUUAUCACAAAAGACAUGCCUGCAGUUGUCAAGGCUAAGGUCAAGCGUGAUGUAGACUCUAAGUCGGAUGUGGCGACAAAGUUGGACAAAAUGGCGUCUGAAUUAAAAGAGUUUUGCGGUAAAAGUCUUGUGAGUCGAGACUUGGAUGAGAUUUUGAUGAAUUCAUUCAAACGCGCAAAACUGUUCACAACAUAUCGUAUACAUAUGAAGAACAAACAAAAGAAACUCAAGUAUAACAUCGGAUCCAAGUUCUUGACAAUGACUGGAAAGCUAUUGGUUUUGAAGCCUUUUGACUUUACGGAAGAUAAUUCAGCGGACAUUGUCAGCGAUAAGAUAAGGAACGCCUAUUUCCUGCCCGAAUCGGGAUUGGAAGGAAAGCUCAACUUCGAGACCGUUGAGGGCGCGGGUGAAGACAUAGAGUCACUGAACGCCAUCGAGAGGCUGUCCGGUGCUAUCAAUAAAUACCUCUCUAAGAAAUAAUUAAUAAUUUUUUUUAAAUAAAUAUAAGUAAAAUUUAUAGUUUUAUACUGAAUAUACAGUAUAUAAUAUAUGAAUGUUUGCACAAUUAUGUUGUAUGAUUCAGUAUCUAUUAGCACGUGCACCGUUAGUUGGCGCCAGUGAGCACGUGUGCA
This is a messenger RNA of Oppia nitens, 8486 nucleotides long. Its product is annotated as fatty acid synthase-like. The transcript has 14 exons. The coding region runs from base 445 to 8334 and encodes 2629 amino acids. NCBI's taxonomy places the organism in Eukaryota, Metazoa, Arthropoda, Arachnida, Sarcoptiformes, Oppiidae. The record is from RefSeq and is a predicted model, not a curated record. Gene Ontology annotation, molecular function: oxidoreductase activity; 3-oxoacyl-[acyl-carrier-protein] synthase activity; fatty acid synthase activity. Gene Ontology annotation, biological process: fatty acid biosynthetic process.